Botrytis porri is the source of this 1530-nucleotide messenger RNA. RefSeq lists its product as uncharacterized. Lineage: Eukaryota; Fungi; Ascomycota; Leotiomycetes; Helotiales; Sclerotiniaceae. Gene Ontology annotation, biological process: transcription by RNA polymerase I. Bases 1 to 1530 code for a protein of 509 amino acids. The transcript has 3 exons. The record is from RefSeq and is a predicted model, not a curated record.
AUGGGGCCUUCCAAAGUGACUCUUAGUGAGCGAAAGAAAAAGGUAGAUUCUUCAAAAUCCUCCUCGAAAUCCUCUGCCAAAACUGCAUCCAAAACUCCAAUUGUCAAAUCACCGCAAGAUUUCAAAAGCUCCGAGUUUGUUGGAGAAAGCGACAACGAAAAUGACGAGCCAAAGGAAGAAAAAUCAGAAUCAGAUAGCGACAGCGAAUCUCUGCCUUCAAACCCCGCUGUGAAAUCUACAUCGAAAUCCAAGUCCCAAUCCAAGGGCAAGACCGCAGAGAGUAGCGACAGUUCCGAGGCUGAGAGCUCCGCGGAGAGUGAAAGUGAAAGCGGGAGCGAUGAGAACGAGUCUGAAGACGAAUCAAGUGCAAAUGCAAAGAAGUCUGCUGCGCUAUCAUCUUCUAAGAAAGAUGCCAAAACAGUAUCGAUGAAAGUUGCGCCCUUCAAGCCUCCUCCCGGAUUCGAAAAGUCUUCUUCAAAGAAUUCCAGUAAAGCACCACAGUUAUUCAGCAAGUCUAAUUUAGAGGGAAAAGAAAUUUGGUAUAUCACAGCACCUGCGUCGGUACCCAUUGCUUCUGUAACGGAGAUGUCGAUGCGAGAUGCAUACUUGGGCAAAGCAGUAUUUUCACAGAAUGGCAACGAUUAUGGUUUCGUUCACGACCCGCUUGAUGAUAAGGCAUAUACCAAGAUAUUGUUACCAAGCAAUUCUAAAGAUGGUUACUCUAUUGAGAAAAAAUCCGUGGAUCAAAUAUAUCAUAUGCAGCAAGUCGUUAACCUUUCUAAAGAGAACUCCAGCAAAGCUACAGUGCCCGCGAAGCGACCUGUUCGUCAACAACCUAAAGGUCUAAAGGCGCGAUACCAACCAAUUGGCUUUGCGAGCGCACCUGGUAUCAUUGGAUCUGACGAGGAUGAGAACGAGUCAGAAGAACGCGCUCCCAAAUUCCAAAAAUUAGCAAUGUCGGAAGACGAAGCAUCAGAUGUGGAGAUGGAAGAUGCACCACCGGCGAAGAAAUCAAAAUCCGAUAAAUCGAAAAAGAGCCAAAAGGACUCUAAAGAAAGUGCGGAUCGCUCAUCGAAGAAGAAGCACAAGGAUUCUGGAGAUAAGAAGAAAAAGCACAAGAGUUUGUUACCAUCAACCUCUAUAGGAUUACAGGAACUAAAAAUAUUGAAGAAACAGACAGCAAUUGAACUCGUGAAUCAGCCUAUGCUACUUCGUCAACGAGUAAAUCAUCAUUCAGAUUCGGGCCCCGAGAAGACUACUAAUAAUAUAGCUUCACCGCUUCGCAUACUCCCAUCGGGGAAGGCGAGAUCAAGUCCGAGUAAGGAUAUCUCGCAGUCUCGGCCUGCGACGCUCGGUUCGACUGUAGAACCCCUGUCCUCGCAUGCGGAGAGUACGAGGAAGACAGCUACAGCAACGUUUGUCAAUGAAGAUUCGAGUAUGGCAAACACGAAGGAUGAAGUAAAAUGGGAGGAAAAGGCGCAAAUGGAGGCGAAAAAGAGACGUUUGGAGUCUCGUACUGAUAAUUUUUGA